GAGUUCCAGCCUCCGAUCAUCACCGCUAGCAACUAAACUAGCAGAAUUACAACGUGGAGUCGAUUAAAAGGUGCGCAAAUGUGUUGAGGAUGUGCGAACAUGCGCUUCGCGUGCGCUACCAACGUGUUGAUGCGGCCUGUGGCAUAAAGCUAAUCGCAUAGUUGCGUCUGCCAGGCUGUCCACGUUGCUGUGUUGCUUUCCAACUACGGCUGUAACGUGAGGUGGAGGAUUCCUCACCUACUACAAUCUCUACUGAUAAUCAAAAUUCGGAUAUCUGUAGAAUUCUUUUAGAUACGUUACAUGCUGCACCGCCGCAGCCCUGACAGCAUUCCGGAUGGCCAUAAUGACGCAGAAGAAGGAUGAUCACUUCAAGGGACUUGUGGUGACCUGGUUGCUGGGUCUCACUUUCCUUUUCCCGUGGAAUUCGAUACUUACCAUUGGCGAUUACUAUUACGCCUUGUUUCCUGACUACCAUCCAUCCCGAGUGUUCACUCUGCUCUACCAGCUUCUAUCGCUCAUUGCUACCCUCAUCUUCACUUGGUACGAGGCAAAUGUCAGCACCCGAUUGCGAGUCCUGUUCGGCUAUGGCCCAUACGCCAUCCUGUUGCUACUCUUCAUAAUAAUAGAUGUUUCAACUUCAGGCCAUGGCGGCAUUGGACCGUAUGUGGGUGUGUGCGUUCUCGUUGCUGGGAUCGGAAUUGCCGAUGGCGUUGCGCAAGGUGCAAUCGUUGGUGACCUUUCGUUCAUGGACCCAACCUACAUUCAAGCAUACUCAGCUGGGCUUGCCAUGUCUGGACUCGUGACAUCUGGUAUGCGGUUCAUCACGAAAGCGGCGUUCCGAGACUCGCAGUCCGGUCUUAGAAAAGGCGCUUUGACGUUUUUCGCCAUUGCGACCUUCGUAGAGGUGGCGGGCUUCGUCUUAUACGCGUUUGUGUUCCCAAAACUCAACACCAUCAAGGGAUACCGCAUCUCGGCGAAAAACCAGGGCGCGCGAACCGUCAAAGACGAUCUCGAUGCAGCAGGGCUGGAAGCUGAUCGCGACGGCGAGCCUGGCAAGCCGCCGACGCGACUGACAGUGCGGCAGCUGGGAGUACGCAUCUGGGACUAUCUGAUCGGCCAGAUCAUCCUCUACAUGGUGUCGCUGAGCAUAUUUCCGGGGUUUCUGUAUGAAGACACGGGCACCCACGAUCUCGGAAGCUGGUAUGCGCUGGUGCUAGUGGCGAUCUACAACGGGGGGGACUUCGCGGGGCGGUACGUGCCGCUGUGGCGAGGGCUCAGUGACCGCGUGGUGCCGUCGCGAGUGGCGCUGCUGACGUUGAGCGCGGCGCGCGUGGCGUUCGUGCCGUUCUUCUAUGUGACGGCGAAGCGAGGGGACGCGGGGUGGAUGAUGGCGCUGUGCGCCCUACUGGGCCUCACCGGGGGCUGGCUCUCCGUCCUCGGUUUCAUGCGCGCCCCGCGCGGCUUCUCUGGCCCCGAGCAGAAUGCCAUCGGUAACCUCAUGAUCCUUGCUCUCAUCUUCGGCCUUACGUUAGGUGUUUUAUCAGGUUGGCUUUGGCUGAUUGGCAAAGGGUGGUAGUUUAAUUAUUUCCUUGUUGCAACAAACUUACCAUUACACUGUUCAACCCACGUGCAAUGUAGUUUGAUUAGAUGUGUUCAUAAUAACCUAAUCUUGUGUAAAAUAAAUGGUUGUCUUACUCCUCUUUGUUUUCUUUUCUCUUUUGAACCUUUCAUAUUACAUGUAAAGGUAUUUUGAAAAAUUAUAAUAUUCAAAUUCAUUUGAUUAUCUAUAAUUUUUUUUAGCCAUUGGAAAUCAUUGUAUAAAAUAGCUUGGGUUUAAGACAAAGAGACAAAAAAACCCUCUUAUUGGCCGUGAAGAAGAGAAUUGAAGGAGCAUGGAGAAUGCUGGAGUACAUGAGUACAUGAAUAUGGGGCUUUUCAAGACCCGUGGUCUAGAAGAGACCUCUCUUAGAAGCUAUGUUAAAUUAUAUAUAUCUCAUGUUGAUUUUUGGAACUAAAUUUAUUAUGUAUAAUGAUCUUUGUUUA
This is a messenger RNA of Physcomitrium patens, 2043 nucleotides long. RefSeq names its product equilibrative nucleotide transporter 3. Gene Ontology annotation, biological process: nucleoside transmembrane transport. Gene Ontology annotation, cellular component: plasma membrane. Gene Ontology annotation, molecular function: nucleoside transmembrane transporter activity. NCBI's taxonomy places the organism in Eukaryota, Viridiplantae, Streptophyta, Bryopsida, Funariales, Funariaceae. The record is from RefSeq and is a predicted model, not a curated record.